CUUGCCUGUACUCCUUCAACAUCCAGAAGUAAGGCAUAUAUUAAACAGAGAAGAUUUCAGAGACGUCACAGAUGCCUUCUAUCAGUAUGUUUACAUUGAACCGUGCCAUUGGCGUACGUUCCUUGCAAGCUCGUUAUAACAAUCGUAUUAUUAUUUUAAAUUGAAAUUAUAUCUUUAAACUUGAUCAUAUUGUCAGACGGGAUGCUUUUUCUUUCAGCCUGUUCUGAAAGUAUGGAGGGUUCAGAGCCUUCAAAACAGAGUUCGAAAAUGACCGAAUCAUCUACCAAUGAUUGGAAAUCUAAUUCAAACAUUUAUCGAGCAAUUGAGGUAUCUUAGUUUGUUAGAAAAUCACACUUCGACUAAUAUUUGUAUUCAUUUCAGAUUCUAAAUGGUUAUACAGAAAUUCGAGAAAUAGUAAAACAACUAUGUCCACAAUAUUCAGAGCAGGCUCAAUUGUUUUUGGGAUAUAUGAAACAUUUUUUUGAACACACAUUAAAACGCAUUUCCACAUCUCCAGAAGAAUACAGGGCAAAAGAGCUGCGCUACAGAAAGCUUUGGAGAGAGAAUGAAAAAGCAAAGACGGAUCUAAAAAUAUUGGCAGCAGUAUUGGAGGAGCAAAGAAAACAACAUGACAUGGAAAUGGAAUUGAUAAAUUCGCAAUGUGAAAAAGAUUUGGCAACUGUAACACGAAUAAACAGAAAAUGCAAAGAAGAUGUGAAUUAUACCAUAAUUAGAACAGAGCGGAAAAUGAUGAUUGCUUACAAGGCAUCUGAGAUGAAACAGAAAGAGAUCCGAGAAGAUGUAAGCAAUGCCGAAUUUCACCUAAAAAAGAUUCGAACGUUGAACCUUGCCUUGGAAAAGGAAGCUCGUGAUAAAAGGUUCAAGAUUGAAUCACAGCUUUUGGGUAUAAUCAACAAGUAUGACACAGAAAUUGGUGAAAAACAAAAACAGAUGGAGUUACUCAUUGUACAAUUUGAGACAGAUAAAAAGAAAAAGGAAGAUUUAGAGGCUGAAAUAGAGAGACAAGCAGAUUUGUAUGACACUUUUAUGAAAGAGAAACAAGAUACAGAAGAUGCAAUAAUCAAUGAAAAAUUAGCAAAGUUAAUGAUGACUCGCGCAGUAAAAACUAUUCAGCGAUGGUGGCAUUCAAUGCGAGAAAAGCGUAAGGCUAAGAUAGCUAAAAAGAAAACGAAAAACAAGAAACUUAAGAAGAAGAAAUAAACGUGACUGAUGUUGUAUAGUGUAGUAACUGGCAAGUACUUUACGUGGCAUAUUUAACGCACCUUUGGGACAUCUCUAAUACCUGAGUACAUAAUUUCUUAUUAAUACUUA
Messenger RNA from Neodiprion fabricii, 1332 nucleotides. Its product is annotated as dynein regulatory complex protein 10-like. The coding region runs from base 469 to 1221 and encodes 250 amino acids. The transcript has 6 exons. The record is from RefSeq and is a predicted model, not a curated record. Lineage: Eukaryota; Metazoa; Arthropoda; Insecta; Hymenoptera; Diprionidae.